Messenger RNA from Magnolia sinica, 583 nucleotides. Its product is annotated as UDP-N-acetylglucosamine transporter ROCK1-like. Lineage: Eukaryota; Viridiplantae; Streptophyta; Magnoliopsida; Magnoliales; Magnoliaceae. The coding region runs from base 1 to 315 and encodes 104 amino acids. The transcript is spliced from 2 exons. The record is from RefSeq and is a predicted model, not a curated record.
AUGGGGGCCCUAUUCUUACCAAUAGUUGCUGCCAUACUUUUAAGCUUUGGAGAAGGUUCUGGCAGGGAUUCUAGUGGCACUAACCCAGAUCAAGUUCUCUUUCAUGGAAUCAUUCCUGUUUUAGUUGCUUCUGUGCUCUCUGGUCUGGCUUCUUCUCUCUAUCAGUGGGCUUCUCAGGUGAAGAAACACAGCUCAUGCUUCAUGACUGUGGAAAUGUCUAUAGUUGGAACCUGUGCUUAUUGGCAAGUAUGUCUAAGUCCCCAGAUGGAGAAGCCAUCAGACAACAUGGGUUUUUUCAUGGUUGGACCGCAUUGACUGUGGUAAUUGUCUCCUCUAUCUAAUUUUCUCCUUGAAAUACUAUUUGAUCCUUGGCCCAGGGAUACUUACUGUGUAAGCCUUGAAUUUGUACAAGUGGGGCUUGUGGUUCAGUCUUUGAGACCAUUGCUAUGAUGGGACGCACAGUGGAUGGACCAUGCCCCAAAUAUAGCAAGAUUGGGAAGACCCACUAACCCAAAUUUGGCAUUUUCUGUUGAAUUUAGAUUGCCACUCUAGUUCUUUCUUAGCCAUCUAUCUGAGGACACUA